Molecule: messenger RNA, 768 nt
Organism: Bactrocera neohumeralis
Lineage: Eukaryota; Metazoa; Arthropoda; Insecta; Diptera; Tephritidae
Gene: Prx5
Product: peroxiredoxin-5, mitochondrial
Exons: 3
Coding region: 65-625 (186 amino acids)
Biological process (GO): hydrogen peroxide catabolic process; cellular response to oxidative stress; cell redox homeostasis
Cellular component (GO): mitochondrion; cytoplasm; peroxisome
Molecular function (GO): thioredoxin peroxidase activity
Source: RefSeq, a predicted model, not a curated record
AAAUUUUACGAAUCGAAGCACACAAAGUAGACGAAAAGUGAAAAACAUAUCACAAAACUUUAAAAUGCAGUCGCGUAUCUGUACCGUUGCCAUUCCUCAAUUUUCAAGGAAUUUGGUUCGUGCGUUUUCCAAGUCAGCAAAUAAAAUGGCUCCAAUAAAGGUUGGUGACAAACUCCCUUCAAUAGAUCUCUUUGAAGAUUCGCCGGCAAACAAAAUAAAUACCGGGGAUUUGACAUCAAAUAAGAAAGUGAUAAUCUUUGCAGUACCUGGUGCAUUUACGCCUGGCUGCUCCAAGACCCACUUACCAGGGUUUGUGUCGAAUGCUGAUUCGUUGAAAAGUGAUCAAGGCGUUAAUGAAAUCGUUUGCGUUUCUGUAAAUGAUCCAUUUGUUAUGUCCGCUUGGGGUAAAGAACACAAUACUGCCGGUAAAGUCCGUAUGUUGGCUGAUCCUUCCGGCUUAUUUGUUAAGGCUUUAGAACUAACAAUUGACCUACCACCGCUGGGUGGUCUACGUGCAAAACGUUUCUCAAUGGUUGUAGAAAAUGGCGAGGUGAAGGAAUUGAACGUUGAACCCGACGGCACUGGGCUAAGCUGUUCUUUGGCAAACAACAUUGGAAAACAUUAAAUAUUUUAAGUAUGUUCAGGUACAUAAGUAUGUAUGUAUGUAAAAUGACGUAUAGUUUAAGAUAUUACUGUUACAAAGGAAAAUAUUGUAGUUGCUUGAUCCGUAAAUAAAUAUACAUACAUACGAAUAUGUGUAAAUGGAAA